This is a messenger RNA of Talaromyces proteolyticus, 609 nucleotides long. RefSeq lists its product as uncharacterized. Lineage: Eukaryota; Fungi; Ascomycota; Eurotiomycetes; Eurotiales; Trichocomaceae. The record is from RefSeq and is a predicted model, not a curated record. The coding region runs from base 1 to 609 and encodes 202 amino acids. The transcript has 6 exons.
AUGAAGUUUUUGGGAUCUGACGUUUGGCAAGGAAAAGAAAUCGUUUUUCCUAGCGAUCCUGAUGUCAUCUGGGUGCUCGAACAAAAACUGAGUGAGGACUCAAUCCAGCAUACCAGAGAAGAGAGUAUUACUCCUAAUCUACCCUCCGUUAUACGGGCGGUAUUCUCAUGCAAGCGAAAAGAUGAUAUGGGAGUUAAGCAUGCCAUGAAAAUUUACAUGCAGGCUCCUUGGAUUGAUACUGAGUUUAUGAGCGCUGCUACCAGAAAAGCACAAGCUGAUACCAACCGGUCAGAGGAUAUGGCAUCUGAGAUCAAGGCUCUGCAAUUGCAUACAAAACAAGAGGACGAUGGCCUUGUGCCCACUGGCUUCAUCUCUUAUCUUCUUAUGACCUGGCUGAAAGGAAAAGUUUUUAAAGCUUUCAAAGAAGCACUCGAGGAUACCAAACGAUGUGGAGUAGUGAGUAAGGGUGGCAACCCAACUCUCAUAUGGGAUGCUGAGAAUGAGAAAUGCUACAUGGUUGACUUCAAAUGGUCGGGACGACCACACUAUAUCGAUGUUGCCGAACGAAUUUGGCGACGGUGGGGAUUGCAGCCUGGUCCUCCUGAAUAA